GAAACCUGUUUCUCACCAAAGACCAUUUUAUUUCAGGUACAUUGCACAGAACUCAUCUCUGACCAACUUUCACCAAUUACCGAAUGACAUUCCAGCAGUAAAAUUAUGAUACCGCAGUGAAAUGAGUUUAGUAUCGAUUUGAUUCCAGAAUUAUUUGGUUCGAAAGAUUUAGAAGUUUUAAUAAAUAAGAAUGUUUGUUUCACAGCUGCUUUUAUCGACAUCAAUCUGGUUGCUUCAUCUUACAAGUGGACAAGUGGUGGAGGACAAGGGAUCACAGGAACUAAACAAUCGUUUGAAAGUGUGUGCCGAUAAAAAUGACGUCGAAUAUGAUUUGAUUGAUAGAUUUAUGAGUCCGUAUUUUGUGACGGAGCUGCAGGAAGAUAAAUGUUUCAUCAUGUGCGUUGGAAUAAGUCUCGGUUAUGUCAAUGAAUUUAAUGGCCGGAUUAUCAAGUUGGAAAAAUUGCCAGCUUAUAUGAGACCGGGCGCUGAACGCGGAAAGUGUCUCCAAAUGAAAUCUGGACGUAAUCCUUGCGAUACAGCUUAUCUUCAGUUCACGUGCAUCACAACGGCCAGUAAUGAAGAACCAGUUUCGCUGGACUAUGCCCAGCAAGGAUUUGUCGAUUAUUGA
This is a messenger RNA of Culicoides brevitarsis, 628 nucleotides long. RefSeq lists its product as uncharacterized. Bases 191 to 628 code for a protein of 145 amino acids. The transcript is spliced from 4 exons. The record is from RefSeq and is a predicted model, not a curated record. Gene Ontology annotation, molecular function: odorant binding. NCBI's taxonomy places the organism in Eukaryota, Metazoa, Arthropoda, Insecta, Diptera, Ceratopogonidae.